This is a messenger RNA of Brassica napus (rape), 1068 nucleotides long. Its product is annotated as non-functional pseudokinase ZRK15-like. Gene Ontology annotation, molecular function: protein serine/threonine kinase activity; ATP binding. Bases 1 to 1068 code for a protein of 355 amino acids. The record is from RefSeq and is a predicted model, not a curated record. Gene Ontology annotation, cellular component: plasma membrane. Lineage: Eukaryota; Viridiplantae; Streptophyta; Magnoliopsida; Brassicales; Brassicaceae. The transcript has a single exon. Gene Ontology annotation, biological process: protein phosphorylation; cell surface receptor signaling pathway.
AUGGGUUGGUGGAAGAAGAAGAAGUCACGAGCCGUUGUUAAAGAACAGACGUGGGACAGAGACCAAUGGAGAGGAGAGAAAAUUCUAGAAGCGCUAAUCCAAUGCUGUGAUGGCAAACCAAAUUCCAUCAAAUUCUUCACUGCUGAUCAAAUCCUCAAAGCCACUCAAAAACAUUUUUGCAAGUGUAACAUCCUUGAAAGACGUCAAAACAUCUGCGAGUGUAGUCGUGUUUCCGAAUUAUAUUUUCAUGGGAAAUGGUAUUCAGGUACGCUCGAUAACCAUCGCAUGAUUCUACUUAGGAAAAUGAAGGGAAGAAGUCCACAUCCCCCUAGAGACAUCUGCACUGGACCUCCUAAGGACGUAGCGAUAUCUUCGAUGGUGAGUGAUCACAAAAAUUUCAUGAAGUUGGUUGGGUGCUGUUUUGAGUUUGAAUAUCCAGUCAUAGUUUAUUAUGGUGGAGAGAGACAAUACUCACCUGUAGAUUUGAAUAAGAUAGUGUCAUGGAGAAGGAGAAUGAAGAUAGCAGAGGAAGUUGCAACUGCUUUAGCUUAUCUUCACGUUGCGUUCCCAAGACCCUUUGUGUAUAGGAACAUGGGGUUGAAAAAUAUAUUAUUAGAUAAAAAUGGCGUAGCGAAGUUGAAUGAUUUAUCUUAUUGUGUCUCGAUUCCAAAAGGAGAAACACAUGUCAAGCUUACUUGGGCUGGUAAAGACUACGAUUACAUGGACAAUGAUUAUAUAUUCAACCGCGUAGUGUCGGAGAAAACUGAUGUUUUCGGGUUUGGUGUUUUCAUGCAAAAGCUUUUGACCGGAGAAGAAAAUUUUGAGGAGCUUUGUGGUUGGAAGAAUUGGAGAGAGAAGAACAAGUUUCCGAAGUGGUUGUCCUCGUACAUGGGAGAAGGAAGAAUGGGUGAGAUCGUAGAUCCAAAGAUGGUUUUAGAAGAAGAAGAGCGUUGUCUAAUGGAAGCUUUUCUUGUCCUCUCAGAAAGAUGUAUUGGUCUUAGAGGGGAAGUUCCAAAAAUGGUGGAAGUGGCUAAGGAACUAAGGAGGUCAUUAAAACAAGGGGAAUAG